This is a messenger RNA of Colletotrichum truncatum, 462 nucleotides long. RefSeq lists its product as uncharacterized. NCBI's taxonomy places the organism in Eukaryota, Fungi, Ascomycota, Sordariomycetes, Glomerellales, Glomerellaceae. The record is from RefSeq and is a predicted model, not a curated record.
AUGGUCUCUGCUACCUUCCUCGGCUUUGUCGCUUCCGCAGCAGCUGCUGCUCUGUCUGUCCGUUCCGAACCGCCCCAGCCUCUUGGUGAACUUGGCUGGGAAGGUGCCGUUACUCCUAACAGACCAGUUCUGGAGGUGUGGGGUACCAGUUUUGAGGAUAUCGAAUCCAAGAUUCGAAAGGACUACCCUAACUUCUCAAUCUAUACCGAGGAGGAGCAGGUUGACCCAGAGACCUCCGCGAAUCCUGCAGUCGCCACUCGCGGUGAACUUGAGCGGCGUUGGGUUAGUAGACUCUUUAAUAAGAGGGAGAAGUAUUAUCCCUUCUGUCCUGUUCUUCUUGGUCAUAGUACUACAAACCGUGCUUACAUGAAUCUUUUAGGGACGUCGCAUUUGCGACACGCGAUUCGGACAGGUUAUUCCCUACUAUGUCGACAUUGCUGUUGGCAACUUAAGAAGAAUUAA